AUGCUUGUUGAUGGCGAAGAUAGCGCUGCUGCAAAGGUUAUUGUGCACAAUUCCCGGCGUCUCACGAGCGCAAAUAUGGAUAAGUGCGCGGUUGGGCCGAGAUGAUGAAUUGAAAAGACGUUUUAAGGGAGGGCGGAGCGGCGGUCAGUUGCUCCGUCGAGACUCCGCGUCGAUGGGUCGUCUCCUGAGCUUUUUCUGGUCUCUGACCUUUCUCCUCCUUCUGGAAGUCCGAGGUUUCGAACAUUCUCGAUCUCAAACCUCAUUGGGAACUCAGAAGUCAAUGCUUCGCCGGCUGGAAGAGAUUGUGCUAAACGAGCGGUCGGAUACAUCACUUCAUGGGGGAAGCAGCCAUUCACCGAUGAACAGGUACUAGGAGGAGGAUAUCGAAAUUCGGAAAUGAAGGAAUUUCCGAGAAAAAGUUCAUAGGAUGUGUCUAUAGAGCACACGAGCGUGUCGGUCAGUAGUUACUUAGGUCAUUUUUCUGAGCUUUCCUAAAACAACAUUAAGAGAAAAUCUAUAAAAGUCAUUUAUAACCAAGAAAAAAAACUUGAGGCAAAACGGUUGACCCACUUGGUCUACGCCUUUUUCGUGAUGAAACCCAACGGCGAGCUGCAUCUGGAGAGUGAAACUGCUCGACAGAGACUCACCGAGAUAAUGAAAGUCGCUCGCGCUCAUCCUCACCUCAAAGUUCUCUACGCGAUCGGCGGCUGGGAGAACUCUCAGUACUUCUCGCUGUUGACGGCCGACCAUCCUCGGAGGUUCGUGCUUCUCGGAGAGUUGACAUCCUCGUAAUGUCCCUUCAGAUCGAUCCUCAUCAAGAACAUGAUCCAAACGAUGAAGGAGUUCGGCUUUGACGGCAUCGACAUCGAUUGGGAGUAUCCUGUGACCGGAGGCGCUUUCGAAGGGACGCCGGUAGUCACAGAGUCUUUCGACUUGCGCAAGAAGCAGUUCAGGCGGACCGCAAGAACUACGUUCAUCUGAUGCGCGAGUUGCGGAACCAACUGAGGGAGCUCGAAGAAGAGCAAGGUCGCUCCGACGGAUAUCUCAUUUCUUUCGCCGGCGCCGCAGGACAUUGGGUUUUGAAGCCUGGUAAGACUCACCUAGUCUUUUAAUCCCUAGAUAAUACCUCGUUUGAGGGUACGAUCUCGCGCAGUUGGUCAAGUACGUUGACUUCGUGAACGUCAUGUCCUACGACUACUUCGGAGCCUGGGCUUCGAAAUGGGGAGCUUUCACUGGUCCACCGGCUCCGCUGCACUUUGCCAUGCCGAAGAAGUUUGUGGAAUAUGAGGAAAAUUAAAUGGCUUCAAGGUUUUCUGGACGGAUGAAUGUUCACGCUACUUUGAAGUACUACAGCUGUCAACUGAAGGCCACAAAUAAGGUAUUUCAAACUUCAAAGGGAAGAAAUUCUCUCAGGAAUUUUAGCUUUCUGGACUUUGGUUUGAGAUUUGAUUUUUUUUUUUUUCCUAUUAAAAAAACGCUUCCAAGACGCUGAUUUCGAAGCAUACGAGCUCGGAAACGGCGGUGUAUGUGCGAAUAGUUCGACCGAAAUAAAAAGUUCAAAAAAAAAAAGAAACUCACUGGUCAGACUGAACUCAUUUUUGGAAGCUGGUUGGAGUUACCAGUUAUGAAAACCUAUUCUGUUCAAGAUUUUUAUAGCUUUUCUCCAAGUAUUCCAAAUAUCUGAAUAAAACUACCUCCCUCGUUAGAAAAACAAUAGAAACCCUGCAGAUAAACAUGGGCGUGCCCUUCUACGGCCGCUUCUGGCACAACGUUGGAGACGCCGUCGACCCGGCCGACGACAUGUGGAGGACGGCUACCGCCACAAACACCGAAGGCACCAAAUUUGAGGUGCCAAUAAACCAGAGAAGUGUUCAUAUCCAUCCUAAGCUUAGGGCGGCGAUGUCCAAUGGCGCGAUCUUGCUUCAAAGUUUGACGUCUCGCAGUCGAAGUUCCACAGCGGCGCCAAGAGUCCCUUCAUCUGGCUCGCUGCCAACAAAACCUUCGUCGGCUACGAGAACAAGGAAAGCCUCGGACACAAGGUCGACUACGUCGUCGAGAACAACAUCGGAGGCGUCAUGAUCUGGGCUAUCGACUUUGACGACGACCAGCUCACUCUUCUGAAAGCGACGACGGAAGUCGGCAGAUUCAAUUGAACAGACACUUAUGGAUAGAGACUUCAGAACGGUUUGUGUCUCUCCUCGAAGGUUUCGUUCAACUACAAGUGCUCUCCGAUCAACGACCAGCGCUGGUGGACCUACGACGACGGCGAAGUUGGUUUCAAAUUGUAAUUUGAAACACAAAUUCCCACUCACAUUAUAGAUCAUUCUAGUCUUUCACGGUUUUCAGAAAGAAUUAAUAUUAUUAUUCAGGAUAUGGCAGGAAUGUGUGGCAAGUCUGCUCCAUUGUACGACGGCUUCUAUCCAGUCUGUGACCCGGAUGAUCCAGGACACGCCUGCUGUGGGAAGGUUCAAAAAAGACGUUUCUUGAAGAUUUUUUGUCAAAACUGAGUUCAGUACGGUUACUGUGGAUCAGGGCCGGAGUUCUGUUCUUGCCCCGAAUGCGUGGACUACGGUGCCGACCCCAGCCUUAUCCUGAAAGAACCGAUCAAGCCUACUCAGGCCAUUACUUGGUAAGGUCAUUUCAUUGAUAUUUUACUGUUUUCAGAAGAGUCAACUUGGUUCGGUUCAAAAAAUGGCUAUGCGAAAAACAAAAAAGGGUUUCAGGUACACUUCUGACGCUGGCGACGGAAAGCGCGGAAGAUGUGGACGAGAAGUGAAAAAGCUCCGGAUCAACACUAAAUAACUGAAAUAACGUUAUAGGUACCUCCACUGAGCGGCGAAGCGCCCACAUGCAAUCCAGAUGAUCCCACAGCUCAUUGCUGCAGCAACGGCGGAUACUGUGGCAAUACCAAGGUUCAGCCAAUCAUUCAUUUUUUUUUUGUUCUGGUCAUAGAUGUAUCCAGUGAAUGAGAACUUUUAAAGCUAAAGCGAACAACCGCCUGGCGAACUUGUUGAAAGCAUGGUCUCGUUCUUCUGCGCGUAGUCCAUCCAGUUGCGCCUUGACAAGCUCAGAAUACAGCGAUGUUAGUGCUGGAGCCCGGAUACCGUGCUCUAGGUAGAAGCCUCAGAAUGAGCGACCUUUUCGAACGAAUUAAUCCAGUUCGGAAAUAACCAAAACCCUUGAAGGAACACUGCGAGUGUGUCGGUUGCGUCGACUUCAGCAAGCAGCGCGACUUCAAGUACAAGCCUCUGCAAUGGUGGACGUUCGGCGAGAACCCGGCCAACGUCGGUUAGUCUUCCGAAAGCGAUGGGCCGAAUAAGAAGCUUGAUCUGCAGGACGGUGCGGUCCAGAUGCGCCGCGGCUCUCGACUGGCAAGACGCCAAAGUGCGACCCGGACUCGGAGGCGUUCUGCUGCAGCCAGAGCGGCUACUGCGGAAAGGGCGAGAGCUACUGCACCUGCCUUGGCUGCGUCGAUUUCAAGGCCAAUCCCAACUACGAAUACUGA
Messenger RNA from Caenorhabditis auriculariae, 3505 nucleotides. The record is from the annotation of a GenBank genome assembly. Lineage: Eukaryota; Metazoa; Nematoda; Chromadorea; Rhabditida; Rhabditidae.